This is a messenger RNA of Cavenderia fasciculata, 1950 nucleotides long. RefSeq lists its product as uncharacterized. NCBI's taxonomy places the organism in Eukaryota, Evosea, Eumycetozoa, Acytosteliales, Cavenderiaceae. The record is from RefSeq and is a predicted model, not a curated record. The coding region runs from base 1 to 1950 and encodes 649 amino acids. The transcript has a single exon.
AUGAUAGAUAAACUUGCAAACAUUAUUAUUUUAAAGAUCAUUCAAUCAGUUGACAACAAUGUAGAUUUAAUAUGUCUAUUGUUAACUUGUAAAAGGUUAUACUAUACUAUUAUACACCAGUAUAGUAGUAAACUACAAUUCAAACAUAUUAAAUACCUUUCAAGAACCUAUCAACCAAAUGAAUCGUCGAUCAGUUUUGAACUACUCGCAUUUGAAAGUCUAUUCAACAAUGCUCUAUCAAAUCAAAUAGUAUUGUCUGAUAAUCAAGAUACACUUCCAUCACUCAAUAGUCAUCUUGUAAACGACAACAACAACAACUCAACUCUACCUGAUAAUAUAUCACUAACUAUAUCAACAACCAACUUGGAUGAUAUCAGAGUACCAUCAACAACAACAUCUAUUAAUAUUUCACCUGUAGAAGGCGCAUCAUUACCGUCAACAUUAUUUCAAGGUAUUGAUAAUCUUCAACAUUUAACCUUCUCUACGGAAUACACAUCUCCAGAGAGACUGUGCAAGAUGCCAGAUACUCUGCUAUCAUUUACAAUGUAUUACCAGUAUCCAUCUUCUAUUGAAGGAGGAGACGUGUUUCCAUUGGGAAUACAGAACCUGUAUCUAUCGUCGGCCUUUGGAGAUAAUAUACCAACACCACUAAACGAUCUUGGUCUCGAGAAACUAAAGUCACUCAAGUCAUUGGAUAUUUCACCAGUCUUUGUUCGACAACUCAUCCCUCACACAUCCUCUUCAUCAUCUUGUCCAUUCCAUUGCUUCUUACCAAGUUCAUUGACAUCACUCAGCAUUGAGUUUGAAAGUACCGUCCCUUCCAGGUUCUUCCAAUCACUUGUAUCCCUUUGUCAACUCAUUCUCAGUUGCCGAAAUGAUCAAGAUGAUGACUUGUUCUUGGAUAUCACACAUCUCCAUCAUCUCGACACAUUUUCAUUAUUUCCCCGUCGAGCUCUUGGCGUCUCCUCUGUCAAGCUACCUCUGUCAAAGUCACUCAAAACUCUCCGUCUCUCAAAGUGUACCAACCUCUCAACACAGUUUUUCCCAACCACUUUGACAAGUCUGAGACUCAAUAUGUUUUUUAGACCAACCGACUAUCAAGCAAUCGAGUUACCAAAGUCGCUCACCCACCUCUUUUACAUUGGAGAUUUGGUUCCAGUUGGAUGGGUUCCAGAUAGUGUAAAAUUAUUAUCAAUCUCAUCUUACGAUUCAAAUAAUAUUGAAAUAAUUCAAGGAUCAAUACCAUUGUCAAUAGAGACUCUUAUCAUAUCCAAGUAUGAUGGGCCGACAACAUCAAAGUAUCUCCCAAAUUCGAUCAAACAAUUGACUUGGGAUAGACAGAGUGAUACUCAAACACUCCCUACAAAUUUGGAGAGUUUGAUUUGGAGACAACCCACUCCUCAUAAUCAUUCUUGUAUAUUUCCACCAACCAUUCAACAUAUUGAAUACCCUGGUGUCAUCACAUUCCCCCUCCCUCCUUCUCUCACCAGUCUAUCAUGUCAACUUGAUUCAAAUUUUCUCAUCAAUAAUUCAUAUUAUUCAAUUUCAAAGUUUAACUAUCAACAACAACAACAACAACAACAACAACAACAACAACAACAACAACAAGACAACAAACUAUUACUACCAUCAAAUCUUGGAAAACUAAUAAUCGAAACAAGAGAUAUUUUUAAUAUUGAUAAUAUUUUAAAGUUUAGUUUUAGAUUGGAUCAAGUGAUCAACCAAACAAAUAUUGAAAAAUUAUCCAUUACUCUUUUUGGAAGGGUAUUGUUUAAAGCAUCAAUUAAAAGAUUAGAUAAAGAUAAUUCAAGUGUAUUAAUUGUCGACAACAAAUCUUUAUUUGGUGGUAUCAUUUGUCAAUCGAGAAAUUCAAACAACGAAUAUCCUCCUAUUUAUCUACACACCAGUAAAUUUGAUAAUAUCCCUUCUUGGGGUCAUACACUUGAAUAA